Messenger RNA from Pseudopipra pipra, 1105 nucleotides. RefSeq lists its product as uncharacterized. Gene Ontology annotation, cellular component: plasma membrane. Lineage: Eukaryota; Metazoa; Chordata; Aves; Passeriformes; Pipridae. Gene Ontology annotation, molecular function: transmembrane signaling receptor activity. The record is from RefSeq and is a predicted model, not a curated record.
AUGGGCCCGGGUGAAGGGGAGGAAACAAGUAACUUAAAAAAAGACAUCCAGGGUCAUCUGUGGAAGCUGGAAAAUGAGGAUUUUCUUGGUUUGGAUCCUUUCCCUGGUGAGAGCCCGGAACACAGGUCAGGUGUCUGGGCAGUGAAAGGCCCCAAGCAGGUGACAGCUGACCAAGGCAGUUUGCUGGCAGUGUCCUGCAGCUAUGAGCCAGGCUAUGAGCUCAAUUCCAAGUACUGGUGCCGCCAGAGCUUCCUCUGGUUUUGCUGCACCAACAUCAUCCAAACCAGUGGCUCAGAGGUGACGGUGACACAGGGCAGGGUGUCCAUCAGGGACAACCACACAGCACACUCGUUCACAGUGACACAGAGUGGAGUCAUGCUGGGGGAUGCAGGCCGGUACUCCUGCGGGGUGAAGAGGAAACUGUGGUUCAGCACAUCCCACACCACCAGGGUGAUGGUCUCUGCAGGUAAAACUGGGCUGGAAGCAAAGCCAGCAAUAACCUCCUUCUUUUUCCUCCCCCACAGUGCCCAUGGCAUUGCUGGAUACCCCCAUCUCCACCUCCUGCACCUCCGUGGCCGAAGUCUGCUUCAACCACAACCGAAGGCAGCGAUGUGGGCUCCAGUGGCCGUGGAGAGCCUCCAGUGCUUCCUCAUCCUCAUUGCACAGACCCUACACAGGCUCUCUACACAUAAUCUCCUUUCUCCAUACAGGUACCAGCUCAGUGUCACCCACCUGCUGCUGCUCCUCAGCUUGAAAUUUCUCAUAGCCCUGGCCCUGGUGUGUGGGGCAGCCUGGAUGAGGAGCCGGCAUAGGAGCUGCAACCAGGAAAACCAACAGCUCUUUGAGGCCUCCAGCAGCACCAGGACACCAGGCUGCCCACCUCCUCUUCCAGCUACCUUGGAGCCCCAGGGACGCCCUCCUGUCCCCUCUCCUCCCACCCUGCUGGGGCCGUGCCGCCCACCACAGCCGCCCUGUGCCAGGAGGUGCUUGGCUCCCAGUGAUUCUUCCCCCCUGUGAAGCCCUGGCCCCUCCUGGCAGCCCCAGAGCUGGAGAGAGGGGGGUUUGGAGUGCAGAGAGCCUGUGUCUGCUGGGCUGCAGCUGCCAA